Laccaria bicolor S238N-H82 is the source of this 184-nucleotide messenger RNA. RefSeq lists its product as uncharacterized. Bases 2 to 184 code for a protein of 60 amino acids. Lineage: Eukaryota; Fungi; Basidiomycota; Agaricomycetes; Agaricales; Hydnangiaceae. The transcript has a single exon. The record is from RefSeq and is a predicted model, not a curated record.
CAUGUACCGUGCGGGUGCUGCUGCAUCUACUGCAAUCGUAGUGUGCAGUCACAUCGCGUUUUGGACACUUGUUGACGAUGGAUUGUGGCAGGUUCAGAAGGCAAUCUGGUGUCAUUCCAUGUUCUUGAAUUUUCCUCUUAUAAAUUUCCCUCUGACAGAUUCUUUAUGCAUCUCUCUGAGCUAG